UGCCAACAAAACAAAAGCAAAUAAUACUACAAAAACAAAAUUCAAUUUAUCAUGUGACUAAUAUGCUGUUCCAUUAUCUUCACAUUCAUGUUCAUAUUCUUACUCACGGUCCCUGACUAUUUUCCUUUUCUACAUUUUCCUAAAUAUUUCCUUUUAUUCAUUCUUUUUAAAUUUAAUAAUUACGAGAGAGAGAGAGAGAGAGAGAGAGAGAGAGAGAGAGAUUAAGGGCAUGUUUGGGAAAUUUGGAAUGGAGGAAGUUCCAGGAGCGUUUGGCACAAGCGCCAGCUUCGCUCUCCGUUUGGGGCAAACCGUCUUUUCCUCUGCUUCCCUUCUCUUCAUGUGCUUGGACGUUGAUUUCUAUGCCUACACUGUUUUCUGCUAUUUGGUGACAGUCAUGGGGUUGGUAAUUCCGUGGAGCAUAACAUUGCUGGUCGUAGACGCAUACUCUGUGUUUAUAAAAUGUUUACCUCAUCAAAGAAGACUCAUAUUCAUGAUCCUUUUGGGUGACAUGGUUUUGUCAUAUCUCUCGCUAGCGGCAGCGUGUUCGACGGCCGGCGUCACAGAUCUCCUGCUGGAUGCGGACGGAUCCUAUUGUCCGCCAAAGUUGUGCAGCAGAUAUCAGUUGUCUGCUGCCAUGGCCUUCUUGUCCUGGUUUCUUUCUUCAGCUUCUUGUCUGUUCAACUUUUGGAUUUUUCCGUCUUUGUAGAUUAUUUUGCUGCCUGUUCAUAUGUUGUAUGCAAAUGAUAAGUUUAUUUUUUCUUUCAAGGGAAUAAAGUUGUGAUGAAUAUAGUCAAUAAUAAUGUAAUAAUUGCU
Molecule: messenger RNA, 813 nt
Organism: Arachis duranensis
Lineage: Eukaryota; Viridiplantae; Streptophyta; Magnoliopsida; Fabales; Fabaceae
Product: CASP-like protein ARALYDRAFT_485429
Exons: 3
Coding region: 230-706 (158 amino acids)
Cellular component (GO): membrane
Source: RefSeq, a predicted model, not a curated record